Scylla paramamosain (green mud crab) is the source of this 1568-nucleotide messenger RNA. Its product is annotated as tyrosine-protein phosphatase non-receptor type 13-like. The transcript is spliced from 7 exons. The record is from RefSeq and is a predicted model, not a curated record. The coding region runs from base 127 to 1299 and encodes 390 amino acids. NCBI's taxonomy places the organism in Eukaryota, Metazoa, Arthropoda, Malacostraca, Decapoda, Portunidae.
ACCACCACCUGACGCAAGUGUUUCUGAGGGAGUGUUCGGCGCGGUGCUUGCCUUGGUUCCUGCAGUCGUGAACGGUAUUGUAGGGGAGUGCCGGCGUGGUAAAGUGAAGUGAAGAGAGUGAAUGAGAUGGUAGCGCGUGUGAAGACCCGAGACGCGGCCAAGAAGAGGGGAUUAGAGGCAGGUGUGGCGGUGGCCGGGAAGAUGCGUGGUGGUGGUGAAGCAGACAGUGGUGGUGGUGGUGGUGGUGACAUGGUGACGCUGGCUGCCGUGCUGAAGUGCAGGGGGACGCCGCUGAAGGAGGAAGAAACCUGGGCUUUUCUCGCCGCCACAGCCACCACCGUACAGGACGCCCUUCUGUCAGGGGAAGGCGUGCACGGCGUGGUGGUGUGUCCUGAUGGCCUGGCGCUGCGGAGGUGUGGGCGGGUGGAGCUGCUGCCCACCACCGCUGACGCCCACGCCCUCUUCCUGCCCCCCGUGGAGGAGCAGCAUGACGGGGAGCGGGUGCUGGUGUUCUCCCUUGGGCGAACCCUGUGGGAGGCUGCGGGGGCGGGGUGCGGGGGAGGCGGUGUGUCCCCCAGCCUGCGGUCCACCCUGGCGGCCAUGACACACUCGCUGCCCGCCCACCGUCUGGCUCUUGUUCACAUUUUCCAGCUGCUGGUGGAGCGGCUGGACACGAGAAAUGCGCUCAACUACACCGCCACCGUGCGAGCUCUGCACGAGGAGGCAUGUGGUGGCGUUGCCCCGCAGGCCCCGGCCCCGCGCUCCUUCGGGGAGACUCGGGGCAGGUCAUACUCGGCACUAGAGCCCCGCACCUCCUCUUCGAGGAACCUGAGCUGCGCCUCCGAGCACUCUGUCAGCGUGGAGGACCUGAGGGCAGCACACCUGUCGCUGCAGAGUGCGGUGCAUAAUCCAGACAGUUUGCCUCGGUCAGCCAGCAUUCUGGGGCAGAGCAGAGCGACCCCUCGCCCAGCGCCAAGGACAUCACUGCAUGAGGGACAGCACAUCUCAAAGGAAGCUGAGGAGAGGAGUCUAGUGAGGGCCAAGAGAACAUUUCAUUCUCUUGGGUCACUCAGCACUACCAAGGAAAACCUGCCACCUGCAACCAGCACUCCUACCACCACCAGCACUACCACAGCACACCACAUGAGCCCCAUCCAGGAGGCACCUCAGGGCAGGGUGGCGGAGCAAAAUGGCUCGGCAGGAAAAGCUUCGUGUGGUGUCGAGCCCAAGACAACCGUGACUGUGGGCCGGAGUGCCACAGUGGCCGGGGACAUCAAGGUGCAUGGCCAAGUGUGGUGAUGGAUGGAACAGUAACAAUAACAUCCUUAUUACUGGCUUUUGUUGUGGCACACGGAGAUGUCUUGACCCAGCCAUCCAUUGAGCGCUGGCUGUUUGUCAUUCGUCCAAGACAUAGAUCCUUAUUACCUGUGCUUGCUGUGGAACAUCUUCAUUCAUUCAUUCUUUGUUAUGGUGUUUGGUUUUAUAAGUUUGUGUAUUGGUAGUGGCCAGCUACUGUAUGGUUUCUUGUGGCAUGCUUUUUUUGCCUUGUGAAAUAAAAAAAACAGUUA